This is a messenger RNA of Durusdinium trenchii, 646 nucleotides long. Lineage: Eukaryota; Dinophyceae; Suessiales; Symbiodiniaceae. The record is from the annotation of a GenBank genome assembly.
AGCAUCUACUCUCAACUUGGUCGGUGUGCGCAGACAAACCCCUACUGCACGCAUCGGACCAGCGCCCGAAGCCUCACGGGCCUUCCACGCCUUCCCAGAGAUGGCUCUUCUACGCUCUAUACCGCUUAAGCUGAUGAUCGCCUUCAUUCUCAGCCAGCUUCACAUUGCCGCUUCAUUACGUUCUGAGCCUAGAGAUGAUCUACCUGAGCCGAAGGAGGACUUUUGCAGGACGAUUCAGAGUGAAGAGUCGGUGUCAACUCCUGUGGGGGAAGAUGGCAACGACGGAAUGUUCCAGGACGCCCGGCUGAUCGGAUCCUUCGUGCUGGGCAUCGCCUUCAUGCACGCCAUGGAGGUGCUGAAACCUGGUCAAGGAGGUGCAGCGCGAAAGUUUGAGCUCUACCCCUAUGUGCUGUGAAACACACAGAGGGGAAGUGUUGCAUGAAAAGCAUUGCCACCUUCCAGCAUCAUUCCUGGAUUGAAUGUGGCUGUAGAUUGAGGAUAUUCUCAAAAACUUGCGGUGCGGCUGCACGGAAAGACUUGACCCUCUGCUGCUGCAGCACAAGUUUUGGCAGUCUUCGCGGAAUUGCGACCAGGCUGUUUUUCCUGGCUCGGACUGAAGGGUCGUUCUGAGCUAUCCAUCACAAAA